Molecule: messenger RNA, 3494 nt
Organism: Nylanderia fulva
Lineage: Eukaryota; Metazoa; Arthropoda; Insecta; Hymenoptera; Formicidae
Source: RefSeq, a predicted model, not a curated record
AGGAAUUAUUAAAAUAUGCAGGAAAUUAGCGAUGACACAGUUUUAAAAGAGCAAUUAGAGAAAGAUGUAUAUGAUGAAGAGAAUGAAGAACAGCAGUUGGGGGAAAGAUCAAUAGAAGAGAUAGAGGAAGUGACUCAGGAAAUAAAAGAAACAGAGAGCGAUGAAAGGGACGAGAAAAUAGAUAAAAGCAUUGCGACAUUUUUGCGUGACAAAGGUUUGAGUGAAAAUCUCAUCGAGACAUUGAUUAAUACUGGUCUUACGGAUGAACACGUCAGACUUUUAAAAGCUUUAAAUCUAACCGAUGACGACAUUGAUAAUUUGCGAGAUUUAUGGCGAACAAAGAUCGAAGUUAGCAAAAACAGCGAUUCUAUUAAUUCCUCUACACUCGACGAUUCGUCGUCUGAUGAACAUUUGUCACCGAAUAGUGUCUAUCUAAGAAAAGUCUUGAGCAAACCUUUGAUCCAGGCUCUUUGCGAAAUUGUGGCAAAGAAACCGACUGAUCCCGUGGAAUAUUUGGGCCAUUGGUUACUUCAUUUUAAGAAUUUCAAAAUGAUUGCAUCGGAAGUUGGGUCCACGAAUGCGGAGCCUGUACAUGUCAGGAUUACAAGUGAGAAAGCUCCGCUGAUCCAUGGUAGAGGGGUACUUCAACGACUGAGUAAUAUUUUUAAAUUUGGAAGGACGCCACAUACAGAGGGAGAUGGCUAUGUUGAGUUUGGUAACCUUGGUGUGGAUAGCACUCGUACAUUGGGAACCUUUGCUGGUGUAUUCAGCCCAGUUACACUGUCUAUGUUCAGUGCCUUAGUUUUCAUACGAAUGGGAUACAUUGUGGGCAACGCAGGAUUACUUGUCACUUUAGUUCAAUUUAUUAUAGCAUAUAGUAUUUUGUUAUUUACAGUCGCGUCUGUCUGUGCUAUUUCGACAAAUGGAGCUGUGGAGGGUGGUGGUGCUUAUUUUAUGAUUAGUCGAACAUUAGGACCUGAAUUUGGCGGUUCUAUCGGUACCCUUUUCUUCAUGGCUAAUAUAGUGUCCAGUGCACUUUGUAUCUCUGGAUGCGCUGAGGGUUUGGUCGAAAAUUUCGGUCCAUCCGGUUAUUUGAGCGGCAAAGCUGGACUUAUACCGGACGGUCGUUGGUGGAGAUUUUUGUAUUGUUCCAUACUAAACACCGCUAAUCUCGUAGUUUGUCUCAUCGGAGCCGCAAUGUUCGCAAAAACUAGCGUCGCAAUCUUGGCGGUUGUCUGCAUCUGUCUAAGUAGUGUCUUUAAGUUUUUGACUCAAGGCGCGAUGGAGAUACCAAUACCAGAUGCGAAUACAUUGGUGCAAAAUGCAACAGAGCAUGUAAAUGGAAGUUACACAGGUCUACUGUCUGCUACACUUUCCAGCAAUCUCUAUGCAAAUUACAGCGCGGAUUACUCAAGUGGAGGCAUCAUAACGGACUUUGCAAGUGUAUUUGGUGUCCUAUUCAGCGGUGUGACUGGAAUAAUGGCUGGAGCCAAUAUGAGUGGUGAGUUGAGAAAUCCUGGACAAAACAUUCCGCGUGGGACGUUAUCCGCAGUAUUAUUUACAUUUGUGUGCUACAUAUUGCUGUCCGUAUUGACGGCCGCUACUACCAGUCGCUUUUUGCUGCAAAAUAAUUUUAUAUACAUGAUGCCGAUCAAUAUGUGGCCACCAUUUGUCGCUGUCGGGAUUCUCACAGCGACUUUUAGCGCCGGUUUAAGCAACUUGAUCGGUUCUAGCAGAGUAUUGGAAGCAUUGGCCAAGGAUAAUGUAUUCGGUUCGGGAUUGAAUUUCAUAAUUCAAGGUACAUGGCGUGGCAAUCCGAUAGCAGCAGUAUUAACUUCGUGGCUUUUGGUGCAGACAAUCUUACUCAUUGGUUCAUUGAAUACUAUCGCUCAAAUUAAUUCAGUACUAUUUCUCUUAAGUUAUCUCGCUACCAAUCUUGCGUGUCUUGGAUUGGAACUCGCUAGUGCACCAAACUUUAGACCAACGUUUACUUACUUUACAUGGCACACGGCGACUAUAGGUCUCCUCGGAACACUGAUAAUGAUGUUCGUCAUCAACAGCAUUUACGCUUCCAGCAGCAUAAUAUUGUGCUUAAUCUUGAUCAUCGUCUUGCAUUUGUUCUCGCCGAGCAAGAACGCUCCAUGGGGCAGCAUAUCUCAAGCGUUGAUAUUCCAUCAAGUCAGGAAGUACCUGUUGAUGUUGGACUCGCGCAAAGAUCACGUCAAGUUCUGGCGUCCGCAGAUGCUGCUGAUGGUCGCGUCUCCGCGUUCCGCUUGUCCUCUCAUUGAUUUUGUAAAUGACCUAAAGAAAGGAGGUCUCUACGUCAUCGGACACGUGAAGGUCGGCGAAUUUGCCGGUCAGAAUAGCGAUCCUACGAUAGACGAGUAUCCGCACUGGCUAAGUUUAGUCGAUCACAUGAGAGUUAAGGCCUUCAUCGAGUUGACCGUGACGAAGACUGUGCGCGAAGGCAUGCAUCACUUGAUAAGACUGUCCGGAAUGGGUGCGAUGAAACCGAACACGAUUGUUCUUGGUUUUUACGACGAGGAAGCGCCAAGAGACUUCUUCCUCGAUUCUCAGUACGCGACGACGAUGUUUGAAAAUACUACAACGCUUCCGAAUAACGCUGUGUUCCCUCUGAGGCAAGCAACGGGCGAAAAGAAUCUGGAUCAGAUUCAGUAUGUCGGGAUGUGCUCGGAUAUUCUGAGAAUGAAGAAGAAUCUCUGUCUGUGUAGAAACUUCCAUCUAUUGAAUAAAGCGCAGUUAACAAGAAAUUCAAAUCUGAAAUACAUCGACGUGUGGCCAGUCAAUUUCUUUCAACCUACCGAUCAGGAUCCAUUCGAUACGACGUCGCUAUUCAUGCUUCAGCUCGCUUGCAUCAUCAACAUGGUAUCUAGUUGGAAGAACUUGCAUCUCAGAGUGUUCCAUUGCGAGAUCGCGGACGGCAGCGAGAGCCUAAGUAUCUCAGAUUCCCGCAGUUCGAUGAACGAAUAUCCGAGAACCUCGAACGAGCACAGAAUACGGAAAUCGUUGAACUUGCUGCGAAUUUCCGCGUCAAUUAAAAAGAUCCCGGAAUGGGCAGAGCAAGUUCGAGGAUUGAAGGGCAGAUCUCUGCUUGAACCAAAAAAUCAAUAUGAAUCGAGCACCGAGUCAAACAGUUUAUUGAGCAACAUGUCUCGAGCUUAUAUAUUGGGCGUCAAUCAACUGAUAAGACAAUAUUCUUCUCAAACUGCGACGACAUUUAUUUAUCUACCUGCACCGCCAGCAUCGAACACUUGGGACGAGGAUGAUAUGUAUCGACAGUAUCUGCAGUUGUUGACGGAAUUGACUGUGGAUCUACCACCAACAGUUUUGGUGCACGGUGUUAGUGCAGUCACAUCGACCACCUUAUAACAAAAAUUAAUACGAAUAGACAAUGUUUGAAACUUUCUCCACAGGUAACCAGAGGAAGAAAAAUAAAUUUUACAAAUAUACUAAAUUAUAAUUUCUUGGUCAUA